Molecule: messenger RNA, 855 nt
Organism: Prunus avium (sweet cherry)
Lineage: Eukaryota; Viridiplantae; Streptophyta; Magnoliopsida; Rosales; Rosaceae
Product: small ribosomal subunit protein uS17
Biological process (GO): translation
Cellular component (GO): ribosome; cytosolic small ribosomal subunit
Molecular function (GO): structural constituent of ribosome
Source: RefSeq, a predicted model, not a curated record
GUGGCGCAAACUAGGGUUAGCGUUUGUUUUGUUGCACCGAACGUUAAUUCGCCUCCUCUGAAAGACCAUCCCUCAACUCCUUGAGAGCUAUCAAUCAAACAUGGCCGAACAGACUGAGAAGGCAUUUCUGAAGCAGCCCAAAGUGUUCAUCAGCUCGAAGAAAUCUGGGAAGGGGAAGAGACCUGGAAAGGGUGGAAACCGUUUCUGGAAGAGCGUUGGGCUUGGUUUCAAGACCCCCAGGGAAGCCAUUGAAGGGACUUAUAUUGAUAAGAAAUGCCCAUUCACUGGAAAUGUUUCUAUCAGGGGCCGUAUCUUGGCUGGCACUUGCCACAGUGCUAAGAUGAACAAAACAAUCAUCGUUCGACGGAAUUAUCUACAUUACAUCAAGAAAUACCAAAGGUAUGAGAAGAGACACUCAAACAUACCUGCGCAUGUGUCUCCAUGCUUCCGUGUGAAAGAAGGGGAUCAUGUUACAAUUGGACAGUGCAGGCCAUUGUCCAAGACUAAGAGGUUCAACGUCUUGAAGGUGACCCCUGCUGGAUCUUCUGGUGCUGGCAAGAAGGCUUUCACUGGAAUUUGAUUUGGUAUAUGAUUUUUGUGGUAGGCUUGUGCUGAAGGCAUUUUUGGUUUUGGCAAACUGAUUAUGUUAUAGACUUGAGGAGAUAUAGUAGCUUCCCCCUGUUCCCACCCACCUUCUUUUCCCCAUCGAUUUUUGAUGUAGUGGUUAAAUUUUGUGGUUUUGAAGAUCCGCAUGGUAUCAAAAUAGGCAUUUUUCAAUUCUGUUUCUCAAUCUAGGAUACUAAUAAUUUGCGUCAUCUAUAGUGUCCUUUGAGUUGAAAUGACUAGUGCACCUUG